Amoebophrya sp. A120 is the source of this 2597-nucleotide messenger RNA. The record is from the annotation of a GenBank genome assembly. NCBI's taxonomy places the organism in Eukaryota, Dinophyceae, Syndiniales, Amoebophryaceae.
GCCGUAGAAGCCUCUACGCCAUUGAAUUAACCACGCUCCCGCAUGAUCCGCAAUCGCUGUCAAAAUGGAUUCAUCCUCAUUUCGGCCGCUCCAACCGCAGCGGUCGAUGCAGACAGGAGGCCCGGACGCAGAACAUCAAGCAGCAAGCAGCUCCUCGUCCUCCGUCAAGAAGCGCCCCAGGCCACCAGAUCCUCGAUUUCCUUCAUCGACAGUUCACGGGAGCAACCUCGUGCAAGCUGGCCACGACGGUCUGUACGACGGAAGAUUCCUUUUGCCGCCGGAUGUGGAGGCGGCGGGGGCCACGGUUCUCCUACAGCAUCCCGCAAACGCCACACCAGCGCAGCAACAGAGGGGACUGUACGGUCUUGAGCGAGCUGCAGCAGCUGCACCGCAUCAUCAACAGCAGUUCCUGGUAAGAACAAGUAACCCGAAUGUACAAGAACCAGGAGCCGCCAGAAACCAAGUUCUCGUGAAAGGGGCUGGUCCACGACCUCCGCGAGGACCUGCUGUCGGACUGGACGACGUCGUCAAAAGGUAUUUAGAGAGGACGUCGGGCGGCGUGGCAACAUCCUCCUCGUCGUCUUCCUCCUGUUCAUCAAAAACUACCUCGGGCAAAAGCAAAACAAAUAAGGCUCAUGGUUCCGCGCCGGCAGUUAUCCACCAGUACGACCAGGAGCAACUCCAGCAGGAAGCGGAGCGACGCACGGUCAGCGUCACGUCGGCAAAAUUGCAGAACCUCGCGCGGGAACUGCAGGGCUUUGAGGCGGACUUUGUGGCGCGAAAUCUGCGGAGGGAGGAAAGACGACAAAGCAAAAACUCUGAUUUUGAUGAUGGCCGUGCAGUAGUGGAUCCUUGUUCUGUAGCUUCCUCUCACUCCAGCUCACCGAGAGGGGACGAUGACGAAGAUGCAAAAAUUCAUGUUGAGGAAACGACUGCGAAAGAUCGCGCACCAGUUUUUCGAGUUGGAGAUGAAAAUGAUCCAAGCGCGGCUCAGCACGCAGGAGGUCAUCAACUACAUCGCCUCGAACCACGAAAGGCAAAAAACUACCUCGCGCAGGUGUCCUCGAGACUUCUGGGCGAGCCACAGUACUACGACAGAGACAGGUCGUCUUCAAAAAGCCACGGAUCUUCAUCACCUACCGGCACUUCUUGUUCCCCUUCUCCUACUUUUAGGCACACAAGACACAGCCGCCCCCGUGGUCAGCCCUUCUGGAUGGAGGCUACGUACGAGCAGGAGCUUCGUAAAAUGAUGGAGGUUCUCGGAGUUGAGGAAGAGGAAAGAGAGAGUGUCGCGGGGGGUCGUGAUGACGGACAAACAGAAACAAGCCACGACAUUGACAUGAAAAUAAACGAAGACGGCAAGAACUCAGCAGCUGCAGGGCUGGAUGCAUGGUCCUCACCGUCACCUUCUACACAACUUGCAAAAGAGCAUUGUCGUCCCGAAGAGAGAAAUGGUGCCUGCUCGGAGACCAGCGAUCCUGACGACCAUUUCUACGGUUCUACAAAAAUAAAGCCACGAUACAGGAACGUACCGGUUCACUGGCCUGCGUCCGUGCGGGAGUGGAUUGUGAAAGACUUGAAGGUGCGGCAGAACACAACCAUGAAGGUACGAAAAGAUCUAUUGGACGUGGAAAUGGAAACGGAUGAAGACGCGGACGAAGGUGUAGACCUUGAGGCCAGCAGUUCCGCAUCCGCUAGUAGGACGCGGACCAGAAAGGAAACCACGAAGCCUAAGGCAAAAGCAACCGCGAAAGCAGGAGCUUCAAGAAGCGCGUCUGCCGGGUCGUCCCAUGGCAGAAGCAGUAGUGCGGAAAGCAGGACGAGGAUGAACACUAGGAGAAAGAACAAAAAUGAGAACACAAAGACAAAACCCUUGUCCUCCAAGCACGCCGUGAAGCCGCUCCCCGACAAGCCGCGACAGCAAGCGUUUGACGCGAGAUAUUUCGACCGGGUUGAGGAAAAUUUCAGCCGAUUAGACGACCUGCAGCAAGCCUUUUUGGACAAGGAAAAAGAAGAACAGGUGCGGGAGAUGGCGUACCGGGAGGACGGACCGUUUCAGGGGAUUUGGUGGACUCAGGAAGAGCUGGACAGAAAACUUGCGCUGGAAAUGGGAAUUGAAAUUAUUGGGGACGAGAAAGCAUAUGCACAACGAGAGGGACAAUCUUCGACAAGAUCCAGUUGCACUGCUUCGCCCCGAAGGCAGAUGGCCGGCGCCGCAAACAACCCUGCGCAAUCCGUUGGGACGAACAAAGUGCCUUCAUUCGCCGCCGUCGCGUCCGCAGGAAAUACAAGACCAGGGACUGCUGCUGCUGCUGCUGCUGCUUCUAGACGGGGGCAGCUGGUGCCCGACCACGGGACAGCAAAAGCCAGUAACGCGCUCUCUUCAUCUUCCACUGCGUCAGUUGUAAGCAGCGGAUCCGCAUCCUCUACCUCUCGGUCCGUAUCUUCAAGGAUCAUGAACAAGAAAAAGCACCGCCCGCAGCUCCCGACUGUCACGGAAGAGGACGAGGAGAUGUCAGAUGUUGCUGUGAAGGAAACAGCAAUCUUCGCACCCUCUAGUUCCUCGUCAUCGCCCGUAUUGACCUCAGCCGGUCCUU